CAAAAGUAUUACAAAUCAAGGAGGCGGAAGGUUACAGAGCAAGAGAAGCAAGGUGCACUUAACAAGGCCAUUAUUCAUAUGAGUUGGAGAUGUCAUAUGAUAGAAAUUGUGAUGAAGCACACACAUGUUUAUCGCGGCUUUCAUCUGACCAUCCCUAAAGAAUGGGCUGUAAAACACUUGCUUCAGAAGUCUGAUCAUGAUGUCAUACUCCGGGUUCCAGGAGUAGAGGAGAGUUGGACACUGGGAUGCAGAUGGACACCUUUGCAAUGUCAGUUUAGACAAGGGUGGUCGACUUUUGUUUUAGAGAACAAUCUCGAGGAGCAUGACUUUUGUGUAUUUGAGCUGCUUCAGAAAGGAAAUUUGGGUCACAAGAAUAAUUCUGUCUUUGAUGUUCACAUUUUCCGGCUUGUUAAAGAAGUAGUUCCCUUGACUGUGUUAAGGGACAUUAAAUCUAGAGUCUAAUGUAAUCUUAAGUUCAGACGAUCUAGCAUGAGCUUAUUUUCUAAGCUAACUACUGCAAUCUAGAGCAUGUCAUGUAUUAUCGCAAAACAUCGAUGGGCUCAUUCCAGAAUUG
Molecule: messenger RNA, 574 nt
Organism: Chenopodium quinoa (quinoa)
Lineage: Eukaryota; Viridiplantae; Streptophyta; Magnoliopsida; Caryophyllales; Amaranthaceae
Product: B3 domain-containing transcription factor VRN1-like
Exons: 2
Molecular function (GO): DNA binding
Source: RefSeq, a predicted model, not a curated record